CACCGACUCGUCCGUGCCAUCCACCUGUCUGCUACCACCACGACCUCUAGGUGCUCGACCGCAUUUUGUAGAUUUGAGCUGGCUGCUGCUAUGUCUCGUAGACUCGGAGGUCCUAGCCGCCACUGCGACGUGAACUCGUUGCUCACAAACACACAAGCUCUAGUGGACGAACUAGCAACUCUGAGAGCAAGGAAUACCUUUCUCGAGACUAGACAUGACAUCAUACAAGCACUGGGUGCCACAUUGCAAGAAAGUAACACUGAACUUGAAGAGGAGGUCGCGAGACUUCAGCAAGAACUGGAUGCCACACGGCGGACUCUUCAAGCCUCGACUGCGGUUAAGAAACGGGAAGAGAAGAGUGCUUGGGUAACCGGUUCAUCCACUUACAAAGAAAUCGAAGAGGAAUUGAAGGAUGCGACGUAUCGAGAGACAGAUGACAGUUCUCCGUUUGACAACUUGGAUGACUUCGAUAUGAAACUGUUUCUCAACAGUGGAUUACUGCGUGAUCGCCUAGCCGCAAACGAGACAUCAUGGCCACCCAGCAGCUUUGAUUCGUACAAUAUCCUGAUGAAACUUUCGUACGGAAUCUGGCUUGCGCGCAACAUCGUAUCUGCUGAUUUCUGUAACAGCAAUGAUCCAGCUUGGAUCAGUGCUUCGUAUUUCGACCAACAACCCAGCAUCUGCUGCCCUUCGGUUGACAAAUGCUUACAUUUGGAGUACGUUGACAGCGACGGCAUCAAUGAUCAGCCUUCUAUUGUGUGUGGCAAUAUCAGCGACGUAUACCUUGUCAAAGAUGAUGGCACAUGGGUUUAUUGUGGUGUCCACCAGUGUGUAGGUGUAUCAUACCUGCGCUACAGGGAUCUCUGGUUCCUCCAGCAGCAAUGGCCCCAUUUCGUUGCGAACAUAAUGCCGGACAUUACCAGUGCAUUGCCCGACCGUGACUCUCAAAACCCCGAGCACUUAGAGGAAAUCGUAUUGACUGACAGCGAACGGUGUGUUGUUGCCUGCUGCGGGCUGGUCAAAAUCGGAUAUAAUGUCAACGUUGAGCGUGCUUUGCGUGCACGUAGCCAAGAAUCUGGUGCUAAUGCACUCAAGCGCGAGACGGCUGCGAAGAAAAGCAGAAGCCGCAAGAAGCAAAAACGAUCCUCCACGCACCACAAGGGGCGAACUUGAUGCACCAGAGCGCACGCAACGGCCCAUACAAAAUGCUGUCUUUUCUGCUUCAUUCACUUCGUACACCCACUCUCGCCUUCAUCCCCGCAAUGCUAUCUUCAUGCUUUGUUCACUGUCUGUUUCGUGCACUUACUCUAUGACUUUUGCUAUCGAGCUGUUGAAUCACGUCGUACCACACUGUAUACUUAUCGCCGCGUACCUGUGAUGUACCUACUGCACCAAAACUACAUCGCUAUCGCCCCUACAUGCCCAUUGAUACU
This is a messenger RNA of Fomitopsis serialis, 1433 nucleotides long. RefSeq lists its product as uncharacterized. The transcript has 8 exons. NCBI's taxonomy places the organism in Eukaryota, Fungi, Basidiomycota, Agaricomycetes, Polyporales, Fomitopsidaceae. The record is from RefSeq and is a predicted model, not a curated record. Bases 91 to 1173 code for a protein of 360 amino acids.